Lathyrus oleraceus (garden pea) is the source of this 1881-nucleotide messenger RNA. RefSeq lists its product as uncharacterized. The record is from RefSeq and is a predicted model, not a curated record. NCBI's taxonomy places the organism in Eukaryota, Viridiplantae, Streptophyta, Magnoliopsida, Fabales, Fabaceae. Bases 1 to 1881 code for a protein of 626 amino acids. The transcript has a single exon.
AUGGAUGUAGUUCGAGAAGAACAAGCUGCCUUCAGAAAGGAGAUGGACUCUGUCAAAAGCAAGAUUGAGCAGAUCUUUGAGGCUAUACAAACUCUGGCUAGAAGGGAAGAAGAGGCUCGUGUUGCCGCUGCUGCAAGGAACGAUGCUCUAGUUCAAGGGGUUGCUCUUCAGUCAAGACCUUCAGUUCCUAUUCCAAAUCCCGUUAUUUACGGUCUUCCUCCAGGUUUUGUUCCACCGCCUGAAAGAACUCAUGUGCCUCCACCUGCGCAUACUUCUGGAGUAGCUGAUGGAGUCGCUGUGCAAGGACCUUCGAUAGUCAAUCAAGUGGUCAUUCCCCGCACUGAUAAGGAGCUCCAGGACGAGUUUGAAAUACAUAAUUACAAUGGACCUACUCCAAUGGUCAUCCCUACUGCUGCCCAAGAUUCUGAGGCUAUCUUGAUGUGUCGUCCUCUGGCCGAAAAGCUAAGAAUCUUGGAAGGACAUAACUCAACCCGAUUGAGUGCCUUGGAGAUGUGUCUGGUCCCAGACGUGGUGAUUCCUCCAAAAUUCAAAGCGCCAAAAUUUGAAAAAUACAAAGGCCUCACAUGUCCUAACAUACACUUGAAAAUGUAUUGCAGAAAAAUGGCUACCUAUGCUAGAGAUGAUAAGCUCAUGAUCCAUUGCUUUCAGGACAGUCUAACUGGGGCAUCUUUGGAUUGGUACAUGCAGUUGGAGUGUAGCAACAUCCACACUUGGGAUGAGUUGGCUCAAGCAUUUUCAAAGCAAUACAAAUAUAAUACUGACAUGACACCAAACCGUACUCAGCUUCAGAGUAUGGCCCAGAAAGAUAGUGAGUCUUUCAAAGAAAAUGCGCAAUGCUGGAGAGAAUUGGCUGCAAGGGUGCACCCACCAUUGGUUGAUUGUGAAUUGAUUGACAUUUUCAUGGGUACCUUACAGGGCCAAUAUUAUGAAAGAUUGAUCAGUAGUGUGUCCACAGGAUUUUCUAACAUGUUGAUCGUGGGAGAAAGAGUAGAAGAAGGACUGAAAAGUGGUAAAAUCCAGGGAGGUUCCAGCAGUCAACCAAUCUUGAAGAAGCCUUUCAACGGAUUCAAGAGGAAGGAGGGUGAGACUAGUUCCAUUUCUUCUCAGAGGGGGAGGGCACCAUACAAGGCUCCUGCUUCUGUGCCUUAUUAUCAGUACCCUUACGUAGCGGCUGCUCAAUAUCCAACCAUGCCUUACCGUCCAAUUGCUCAUGUUCCUAUUCCAGCUUCGGUACCUCACUAUCAAGUUCCAGUUCCUCAAUAUCAAGCUCCACAACCUCAGUUCCAGGCUCCUCCACCUCAACAUCAACAGAGAAAUCAACAGAAUAAUCAACCACGUCCAGUUCAGCAGCAACGACCAAAUCAACAGAGGCUAUAUCAACAGUACAAUAAUGUGAAUACCACUCCUAUCCCAAUGACUUACACUCAAAUGCUACCGUAUCUGAUUCAGAAUGGGACUGUUGUGCCAAGGGCAUUACCUCCAACGCUGAAGCCGCAUAAGCCUUGGUAUGAUGAGAAUGCUAGAUGUGCCUUGCAUGCUAAUUCAGAGGGUCAUACAACAGAGAAUUGCAAGGUGUUCAAGCUUCGGGUCCAAGAGUUGAUAGAUCAGAAAAUAUUUUCUUUUACUGAUGUUCCAAAUGUGGGGAACAAUCCUUUGCCUAAACAUGAUAGUUCAGGUGUCAAUGCUAUAGAAAGUUCAACUGAUGAUGGAUUGAUAAAGGAUGUGUUCAAGUUGAAGACUCUUUUAACAGUGGUCCAUGCUAGAUUGAUGGAAGCAAAAUUGAUGAAUGGAGUACAUGAUAAUUGUGUGGUGUGUUCGUCCAACCUUGAUCUGAAUUCAAAAUUUAUCUUCAACGUUUGA